Molecule: messenger RNA, 1244 nt
Organism: Filobasidium floriforme
Lineage: Eukaryota; Fungi; Basidiomycota; Tremellomycetes; Filobasidiales; Filobasidiaceae
Product: Phox homologous domain-containing protein
Exons: 8
Coding region: 59-1036 (325 amino acids)
Biological process (GO): endocytic recycling; late endosome to Golgi transport
Cellular component (GO): early endosome membrane; retromer complex
Molecular function (GO): phosphatidylinositol-3-phosphate binding
Source: RefSeq, a predicted model, not a curated record
AAGGUCGUCGAGCUAUCGAAUCAUCACCACUACUGUCUCGGUUCUCGUUGUAUACAAGAUGUACUCUGCCGGUGGAUCUUCAAACUCUGCCAACUCGCCCUUUCAACCGUCACCAUGGGCAUCGACACCCACGCAUGCCGCGCAACCAGGUUGGAAUGAUUACAGCAGUAACGACAAUCAGUCUCGUGACAGCUAUCAACAGCAGCCGUUCGGUCAAGAACCUCAGCAGCCAGGUCUCUCUAAGAACCCUGCUGUAGCAGCUUACGAUCCGUACGGACAAGACGCUGCGAGAGGAUACCCCUCUCCCGUCCGUGGCCAGGCAGCUCAGCCUUAUGAUCAGACGCCUCGGGGAUACGCACAGCCCAAUCCCUACGAACAGCGAUCUCCGCAGCCACAACAGCAACAGUCCCAACAACAACCUCCUCAACAGCGUUAUCAACAGCAGCAGCCUUCUCCUGCACAAGCGCAACGACCAAAUCCUGCUCAGAGGCAAUCGUCUCACCUCGUGCAACAGCAACAAGUAGCUCGUGGAGAGUACUAUGUGCCCGGACCUGGCUCCCCUCCCAUCGAGGUCCACCAUUCGCCGUUCGCUCGAACAUUCUCGGACUUUGGAAAGGCUUACACCAAACCUCAAACUUUCGACGAGAUGUACGCUCCGCCUGAAUCGUUCCUGGAGAUCGAGGUCAGGAACCCGCAAACGCAUGGAGUCGGAAGGAAGAUGUAUACCGAUUACGAGAUCAUGACGAGGACCAAUAUACCCGCAUUCAAGCUGGAGGUCUCCGUGGUCAGGCGUCGCUAUAGCGAUUUCGAAGCAUUCAGGGACAUUCUAGAACGGGAAAGCACGAGGGUCAACAUCCCGACUCUCCCGGGCAAGGUCUUUACGAACCGAUUCUCCGAGGACCUGAUUGAUAAGCGACAAGCUGCGUUGCAGCGGUUCCUGGAGAUCGUUGCGGGACACCCUCUGCUGCAGACUGGAUCGAAAGUGCUCUGCGCGUUCCUGCAAGAUCCUCAGUGGGAAAAGUCUCGGUGGGCGUGAGGGAAACAUUGGACUUGGGCUCUCGAAGAAGUGUAUGUACUGGACUCGUCGCGACGAUUGGAUCAGAGUGAACGUCAAUUAGAAAUGAACGUUGUAAUAUGGAGUGCACAUCUCGUGAGAUCUUAUCUUGUUCCUAACAGUCCAGAGCAAUUACGCUUCCGGGGUUUCAGGGGAGACCAGAGCGCCUGAGCUCAAUAGAUGCAUUCCC